Encephalitozoon intestinalis ATCC 50506 is the source of this 528-nucleotide messenger RNA. Its product is annotated as S26 Type I signal peptidase. Gene Ontology annotation, molecular function: serine-type endopeptidase activity. Gene Ontology annotation, cellular component: membrane; signal peptidase complex. Lineage: Eukaryota; Fungi; Microsporidia; Unikaryonidae. The record is from RefSeq and is a predicted model, not a curated record. The transcript has a single exon. Bases 1 to 528 code for a protein of 175 amino acids.
AUGCUUGAGUAUCUUAUUUCCGAGAAGGACAUCAGAAUGCUGAAAAGAAUGAGCAUUCGGCAGAAGCUUGUUCAGUUUGUGAAUGCAGCAUAUUCUGUGAUGGGGACAUAUAUGAUAUGGAAGAUGUUUUCGAUUCUUCUGAAUAACGACAGUCCCAUUGUUGUUGUGCUGAGCGAAAGCAUGUCUCCGGGAUUUGAGAAGGGGGAUAUACUGUGGCUUGCCAACAAGGACUUUAGUGUUGGGGAUAUGACUGUUUUUAAGUUUGGAAGGGAGAUUCCAUGUGUUCAUCGGUGUAUCAAGCAGUUUGGAGAAAGAUAUCUAACAAAGGGAGACAACAAUCUUGAUGACGAUGUUUCUCUUUAUCCGAGAGGGAGAAAUUACCUUACGAGGGGAGAGAUCAAGUCCAUUGUUGUUGGAUAUAUCCCGUUUUUCGGAUGGAUCAAUCUCUGGAUCAAUACCAUUCCAGGAGUGAAGUUUGCAAUCCUGGCAGCUGUAGGAAUGUCAGUUUUGUUUACUCGGGAGGAGUGA